Paramecium sonneborni is the source of this 2310-nucleotide messenger RNA. The record is from the annotation of a GenBank genome assembly. NCBI's taxonomy places the organism in Eukaryota, Ciliophora, Oligohymenophorea, Peniculida, Parameciidae.
AUGCUAAAUACAAAUUCAAAUUAAUUUGUUCAUUCCAAAUUAAUAUACGCAUGUGCUAUAUCUCCAAAAAGUACUAUUGAUAAUCAGAAAAUUAUAUUAGGAACUAUUGGUCCUGGUGGAUAAUCAAUUAUUUGUAAAUUUCUAAUUCAUAUAUAUUUUAUUAGAAUUGUAAUCUGCAUAAGAAGGAUAUAAAACUAAGGCAUAUCAUUUACAUAAUGUGUUUAGUGCGAAAUUAUUAUUUCUAAAUUAAAAUGAACUAAAUGAAAGAUUUAUUUCAGCUGGUGAAAAACUUUAAAUAUUCAAAUCAGAAGACUAAAAAAUUAGUCAUAUUUGUGACUUAAUCCCUUUAAGUAAAGAAUAUGUUGGUCCUACUUUUGCUUUAGAUAUCCAUUAAGAUUAGCAAAAUAGAUUAAGUAAUAAAAAAUUAUACAUUUUAGUCUCUGGUUCUUUAGAUCCAACAAUUAGAAUUUGGGAUCUUGAAAAAAGAAAGUGUUAAUAUUAAUUUAUUGCUUAUGAUCUUUCUAAAGAUCCAGAAUAAUAUACAUUAGAUUUAAAUAUUGCAUAAGAUUUUAAUAUCUUUGCAUUCCUCAAUAAUCAUAAUUAAAUUGGAGUCUAUGACAUCAGAUCUAAAAUGGGUAUACAUAGAAUAAAAGGCAAAUUAUAAUAUAAUUAACUCAUAUGGAAUAAAAAAUAAGAUAACAUUUUAAUUGCUAUAGAUUAUGAAGCUGGUCUUAUAGAUUUUUAUGAUACACGAGAUUUUAAAAAUAAAUAUAAAAGAAUUAGAACUGAUCAUAGAUAAAUUGUUAAAGCCGAGUGGUUUCAAGAAAGAAAGUAAAUCUUUAUCAUAAUCUAUCCUAGUUCACUUAUUACCGCAGGUUUAGAUAGAUAAAUCAUUCUAUAUGAAGGUGAUAAAUAUCUUGAACCUUCUUUUGGAUUAACUAAAAAUUAUGAUAUUGACAAUUUCUGUUGUCAAAAUAAUCUUUUUGGAGUAGUUUCUGAAUAUACUUUCGAAGUUUUUAGUUUUGAAACAUAAUGUAUUUUUUAUUAAAAAUUAUUUAUGAUCAAAAAAUUCAUUCUUAAUUGUUCUCCUCUCAAUCGUUUCUUAUUUAGCAAUACUUUAAACAAUGUAAGUAAAACCUUAUUUUUGAUAAAUUAAAGAUUAAGUGAAUUAAAUAAUGAAUAUGAAAUGUAUUAAGAAAAUACAAUCAAGUAAUUCAAUUUCAUUAAUAUUUAAGAGGAGAGAUGACUGAAAUUAAAAGAAGAAGAAUGAAUGAACUAUAACCUAAAAUACACAUCUAUAAAUAAAUUUAAGCAAGUGUUUCUGUUAUUGAUGAUGCUAAAUAAUUAAUUUAAAUGGGAGCAUCAUCAGACGAAAUAUAAAUGUUAAAUGAAGAAAUUUAAGUAUUUAAAAUAUAUUUAAUUAGACAUAAAUUGAAUAUUUAAAAAAAUAUUAAGAUGAAGCUCUUUCAUAAUUAAUAGAAGAAGAUGAAUAUGAUCAUAUUAGAUAACUUAAUGUUGAAGUAAGAGCAGGAGUUGGAGGUAGUGAAGGUUCUUUAUUUGCUGAAGAUAUUAUUGGAAUGAUAUAGAACUAUGCUGGUUUAUAAAAUUGGGAUUGCAGAGUAAUUAUAUAUAUUAAAUAUUUAAAAGGUAAUAUCAAUAUAAAAAGAUACUUAAAUUGGUAAAGGAUGUAAGACAGGUAUUCUUUAAAUAACUGGAGAUAAUGUGUAUUAAUAAUUAAAAUGUGAAUCUGGAGUACAUAAAGUAAUUAGAGUACCAGAAACUGAAUCAAAAGGGAGAUUACAUUCAAGUACAGCUUCUAUGAUUGUAUUACCAAAAGUUACUGAUAGCUUUCAUUUAAGUGAUAAAGAUCUGAAAUAUGAAUAUAUGAGAGCAAGUGGACCAGGUGGUUAACAUGUUAAUAAAACUGAAAGUGCUUGUAGAAUUACUCAUAUACCAUCUGGAAUAUAAGUAGUCAAUAUGGAAGAUAGAAGUUAAGAAAGAAAUAAAUAAAGAGCUUAUUAAAUUUUAAGAGAUAAAUUAUUUGCCAUUCAUGUUUAAGAAAAAUAAGAAAGAAUGGCUUAAACUAGAAAAAGUUAAGUUGCUGGAUCUGAUAGAAGUGAUAAAAUUAGAACAUAUAACUUCCCAUAAGAAAGAAUUACUGAUCAUAGAACUAAUUUAACAAUGUAUGGUAUUGAAAAAAUGCUCUCAGGAGAACUAUUAGGUGAAUUCAUACAAAAAUAUUAAGAAAAAAUACAUAAUGCUAAAUUAUAAGAUUUAUUAGAAGAUUUAUAAAAUCAAAACAAAAAAUGA